Quercus lobata is the source of this 2025-nucleotide messenger RNA. RefSeq lists its product as uncharacterized. NCBI's taxonomy places the organism in Eukaryota, Viridiplantae, Streptophyta, Magnoliopsida, Fagales, Fagaceae. The transcript is spliced from 2 exons. The coding region runs from base 1 to 2025 and encodes 674 amino acids. The record is from RefSeq and is a predicted model, not a curated record.
AUGAAGCUACGGCUUCAGCAAGUCCAACAGGCCCAACAGGAAGAGAACCGGUCCAAAGAUAACUUGGAGGAAGAAGGGGAUAGUCAACGGAGAGGAACCCCUCAUAGACCAACUACUCCAGACGAGCAGAACUCGGACCUUCUUCGAGAAAUGAGGAAGGAAAUGGAUGAGCUGAGGAGCACCAUUAAAGAAAAGACGGACCGAAGCGUGGACAAAAUGGUAAGAGCUACGGAUUCACCCUUCACCGCCGCGGUACUAGAAUGCCCUGUGCCUUCAAAAUUUCGCUUACCUCAGCUUGAGCCGUUCGACGGGCUAAAAGACCCCCAGGAUCACCUUAAUACCUUCAAGACGACUCUGGGACUUCAACAACCACCUGACGAGAUACUGUGCCGUUCCUUCCCGACAACUCUCAAAGGAGUUGCAAGAGAAUGGUUUACUAAGUUGCCAAACUCGUCCAUAGACAACUUCGAUCAACUGAGUAGUGCCUUCUUGCGCCACUUCAUAGGGGGACAACGCCCAAGGAGGCCAGUAGAUUACUUACUCACCAUAAGACAAGGAGAGAAGGAGACUCUGAGAUCAUAUGUCAAGCGAUUCACCCGGGAAACUCUGGAAGUAGACGAAGCUGAUGAUAAGGUACAGCUGACGACCUUCAAAGCAGGGUUGAGAUCCAGAGACCUCGUGGCCUCUCUUGCAAAGAACCCCCCUAAGACGAUGGCAGAGAUGCUCCUAAAGGCACAAAAAUACAUGAAUGCGGAAGAUGCCCUAGCUGCCAUAAAAGAUAUCGAAAGGCCAGGAGGCAAGGCCAAGAGGGAAGACGACCGUAGGGGGCAAAAGAGAGACAGACCAGAUCGUCGGAACAAUGAUGGGAAUAGGAGGAAGGACGAUAAAAAUCCUCGGACGGUAAAAUUUACUCCCUUGGUUAUGCCUGUUGACAAGAUUUUCACGCAGAUCAAGGACGAGCACUAUCUCAAAUGGCCUAGGCCAUUACACUCAUCCCCCAACAUACGUGACAAGAAAAAGUACUGCCGGUUUCAUAGAGACCUGAAGGAGCAAAUAGAGGAAUUAAUACGAAAAGGGAAGUUACAGAAGUAUGUAAAGAAAGGAGAAUAUAGCAAGUUUAGAGACGACAACAGGACCCAGCGUGAAUCCUUCACUCGGGAUGACGACCAUCCGUCCCAGCCUCCACGCAAGGUGAUCGGAGAGAUGAACACGAUCACAAGAGGACCAUUCUCAGGAGGAUCAUUUAGAUCACUCAAAAAAGCAUACCACAGACAGGUGAACAGCGUCCACACCAUGCCUCCGUCCAAGCACCGACGAACAUGCCAGGACGUGUCCUUCAGUGAAGGAGACGCCAGGGGAGUAAAGCAGCCCCACAACGAUCCCCUGGUCAUAAUGCUGAAUAUAGAAGGGUUCAAUACCAAAAGGAUCCUUGUUGAUAACGGGAACUCAGCGGACAUCAUCUACUUCCCAGCCUUCCAGCAACUGAGAUUAGAUUCAAAAAGGCUUCGCCCUUUUGACUCUCCACUCGUCAGCUUCAGUGGAGACAGGGUCUACCCCAGGGGUAUAGUGACACUGACGGUGACGGCAGGGACCUACCCAUUGCAAUUGACCAAACAAGUAGACUUCCUGGUGGUAGAUUGCCCCUCAUCCUACAAUGUCAUAAUUGGGAGGCCCACCUUCAACAAGUGGAAGGCGGUGACGUCAACCUACUGCUUGAAGGUGAAAUUCCCGACAGACAACGGCGUGGGUGAAGUGAAAGGUGAUCAAGUCUUGGCAAGGGAAUGCUAUCAGGCCGUACUGGCAGGAAAGGAGAACUACACAUGGACGAUUGAAGAAAAAGAGGAAGACGGGAUGGAGACCUUGGAAACAGUGGAAUUGGUAGAAGGAAAUGCGGACAAGACGACCAAGAUAGGGACGACGCUAAGUCCCGAGAUGAGAACAAGACUCACCCCAGCAGGAAGCCCGUUCAGCAACGACGAAGAACCUUCGCCCCAGAGCGAGAUCAGGCAGUGGCAGAGGAAGUAA